Messenger RNA from Orussus abietinus, 1635 nucleotides. RefSeq names its product coiled-coil domain-containing protein 39. The record is from RefSeq and is a predicted model, not a curated record. Gene Ontology annotation, biological process: cilium-dependent cell motility; inner dynein arm assembly; cilium movement. Bases 87 to 1472 code for a protein of 461 amino acids. The transcript has 6 exons. NCBI's taxonomy places the organism in Eukaryota, Metazoa, Arthropoda, Insecta, Hymenoptera, Orussidae. Gene Ontology annotation, cellular component: axoneme.
UUUUUACUUUCUCACAAGUGAGUAGUUAUUUAUCAAAUAAUGACAAAAUUCACCUAGAACUGUUACUUUCUCGUUUUCAGCACGAUAUGCGAAAAAUAUCGGUUAGUUUAGCAAACGAUCGCGUUGAGUUGCAACGCCUGAAAAAUAGAAAACAAGAUCUCACUCUCAUGAUGGACGGCGGGGAGAAACAAUUGAAAUUCUUAAAAUCCAGUAACGAAGAAAAACAAGUCGAGGAAAACAUUCUCAGACUAAAACUCUCACAAGCCGAAUUGGCGACGUCGAAUGUUGGGGGCGAGGUGUACAAUUUGGAAAAGUAUAGAAUUCAUUUGGAAGCCGCAAUGCAAGAGAGAAGGGCAGAAAUCAAAGCUCAGAAGGAAUCGCUUAAUAUCCGUAAGAGGAUGUCUUCAAACGAGUGUUCAGAAUUGCGAUUAGUUAUCAGCGAGAGGAAUGCUAGGAUAUGUCAACUUCAAGCCCGAUAUGACCUCAACAUUGCAGCCAUGGGUAAUACGGAAGAUGGUACCCCAUUAACGGUGACCUACUUGAAGAUUCAAUGCGCCCAAGAAAGAUACUUACUUCAGGAGCAAGGCGAUAAACUGGACGAGACUAUCCGAAAAACUGAGCGCGAAAUUCAGAGUAUGGAAAACACCUUGAGAAUCGUAAACGCCUGUAAUGAAAAUUACAAGGCAAAUAUGGGUGCAAUGGAUGAGGUCGAUCCGGAACAAGAAGAACGCGCGAAACUCGAUUUGAAAUUGUUGGAAGCUAUCGAGAGAAAUGCUAACGUAGAAGCGCAGUUAAUACAAGCAAAAGCCGAUUUAAAGACGAUGCAGGAGAAUUAUCUACAAAGCAUAAAUGAUAUAGCCAGUGCUAAGGAGGAAAAAGAUCGUAAGCAAAGACACCUGGCUAACAUAGAGCGUCAGAUCACAGAGCAAAUGCAAAAAAUCUUGAGAGCCGACAAAUGUCUCCGUAAGGUCUUCAAGGAAAUUCAACGUAUGUGUGCCUGUACGGAAGAUAAGAUUGUUCUGCUUCAAGAGGGAGACAUCGCGGCAAGGGAACUUCAAGAACAAAACGGAUUGGCACUUCAGCACAUCACCGAAUUUACCGUUCGUCACGUGGAAGCAGAAGCUUACGUGAAAAAUUUACUUGCCACCAAAAACAUGGUUCUACCAUGUACGACUCAUUUGAUGUCUUUGACAUCAUCAAUGCAGUCCUUACACUCAUCAUCUUCACGGUCGUCAUCCUCCGUGUCUGUACCGCCAAGCAGAAAUGACACCAUUACAAGUUCGAAGACUUUUACAGGGAAAUUAAGCGACACUAAUUUGCAAUGUGUUGCACAUGUGCUCCGAAUUUCACCUUGUUUCGGAGAUGUAAAUGUCAGCGGAUCAUCCAGGAAAUCUGUAACCACUGUCGAACGAUCCGUGAAGGUCAGCGAUAAGUCACAGCGUGAUAAGCGCAGUUCUGGUAAGAAGCAAUAGAGAGUGUCUUUAACAAAUUCUGUCGAGUACGAUUAUGUAGAUUUCAAGUAGUUACGUGAACUCAUAUCCUGUGCUCAAAUGGUAAUACAUUUUGCGAAUUUCAAGUUAACGUAGCAGUUAAAUAUAUAUGUACCUCGACAUCACUCUAAUCUCACGACACUCA